This is a messenger RNA of Pelagomonas calceolata, 2352 nucleotides long. Lineage: Eukaryota; Pelagophyceae; Pelagomonadales; Pelagomonadaceae. The record is from the annotation of a GenBank genome assembly.
CUUAAACUCGAGCACCGGCGCCGGCCGCGGUGAGAGCUUGCUGCGAACUAAAUUACGCGCGCCACUCCCUCACCUCUGCUGGUCAAAGGCGCAAGCGGCUCCGGCGAAGGCCGAGACCGCGCAGUGCUCCAAAAAGCCUUCUCCCAGUAGUGGAGCUCAAAAUACAAAAGAGCCAUGCCGACCACCGCACCCCGCUACAAGCAGCAAGGCGCGCGCGCGCCGGGCCCGAAGCCGCCGGGCUGCGCCCAAGCUAGGACGCGCGGCGGCCGCCUCGCGUGGGUGCUGGGACGGAACACCAAGGGCUGGAUCGCCGUCGAGCUCGACGGCAACGAGAACGACGAGGGCAAGGCGUAUGAGCGGAAGUCGCUGCGCUGGGCCCAGUUCGCGCCGGGCCAGGACUCGAUCCUCGCGGCGGCGCCGCCCGACGCGCCCAAGGCGCCGGAGCCGCCCCCACCACCACCACGGGCGCGCAGACAACCGAAGCCGACGCAGCGGACGCCGUACGAGGAGCCCAUCGACCCCCAUAAUACGGAGGACCUCGCGCUGUCCGACGACGACGACUUCUACCAGAAGUGGUUGAGGGAGACGCUCGACUCCGGGAGUGAUCCGGGCGGCUCGCACGACGGCGACGCGGACGGCGACUUUAGAGCGGGCGACGAGUCCGACGACGACAGCGCGGAAGACACGAACAACGACGAGAGCGCCCUCAGUCUGCACACGUCCGACUUGGUCCCGCGCACCGAGCUCCAGCUUCUCCUGAAGGACGCGGCGACGGCGCGCGAGUCGGAGGCGACGGCGCCCCUCGCGACGACGGCGCAAUUAUCGAGAUACCAGUCCGACUUAGGUGGAGAUAAGAGAGCGAUGGGCGCGCUGACGGAAGUCGUGCGACGACAACUCUCGCGACAUUUGGAAUUACUAGUGGAGACGCUCGCGCGGUCGGCCAACAACGAAAACGGCGACACGAGCGUCAGCGGCCCGCACGGGCGGUCCGCUUCUCUCUUAUUGGCUUUGGGCGCCGCCGCGAGGUCACAUCGCCGAGAAGCGGACGCGCGCUGCGCUAUCAGAGCAGUCAUGGAGGACGCGACCGGCGGGUCGACGCGGCUGACUCGAUUGGGUGCCCAGCAGGCCCAGGGCUCGUCGAUACUAGAUAGGGUGCGCGGGCUGGAUCGGGUCGACGAGGUUUUAGAAAGGGUCUCCGAGGGACUCGAUGCAAGGCGGGUAUUGGAGGCGGUCGGCGUCUCCAUCCACAGCCUGCCGCCGCAGGCGCAGCGCGGCGCUCCGUUAUCGUUCACGGCGGGCGAGGACGCGUUGUUGUUGCGGGGUCUACAGCUCUACGGCGACGACGCUUUUGAUGAUGUGAGGAAGCACCUCCUACCGGCGAAAACACGAGAGUUACUCGUAUUCCGCGUCGCGUCUUUAACAAGACAGGGCGCGAACGACAUCUCGCGGUUCCGCGAACGUCGAAGUAGGCGCGGCGUCGUGUCCAAGAAGUGGUCGGGCUACGACGACAAGAUCCUCGCCUUGGGCGCGGUCGUCCACGAGAUCGGCACCGCGGCGCGCGUGAACUGGGAGGAGGUCGCUCCACUCUUACCGCAUCGGGCCGCCGGCGAACUGCGCAAAAGGUGGGCCAAGAUUUCGAGUAAAUGGCUGGACGAGCUGAAAGAUAUGAAGCGAGCGGGCGUCGACCUGCUGAAGGAGCUCCAGGACGCCAAAAGGGUCCGAGAUAAAGUCGCGCUCGUGGCCCAGGUUCGUGGUAGGGUAGUGGAGACGCCGGCGUUGUGGUACCCGGACGGCGGCGUGCGCACGAUCGUCGACGCGUCGCACACGGCGCAGUCCUCGAACUACUCGUCGGUGUCGUCACCUCAACGCCCGGAGUCCGACGCGACAAGGGCAGCAUUGGCCUUCGCGGAACCGUCCCAAAGACCUCAGUCCGAGAACACGAUGGCCGCGCUCGCCUUCGCGGCGGCGGCACCGACGCAGCCUCCGAAACGACGACGUACACCACUCCCACCAGUCGAGGAAGACUCGUCGGCGGGCGACUCCGACGCCGACGAGGCGGGCCUGGAGGCGGCGCGCCAAUUAGCUCGAGGUUUACCGGCGGAUUUCGCGCCGGUCGGGGAAGCCGAGUUCUCGUUGAUCGGGCGGCAAGAAUUAGGCGACCUCGCGUCGCUGGCGGGGCUGCCGUCGCAGGGCUUCGAGGAGCCGCCGCCCAAGAAGCCUUCACGGAAAAAGGCGAAGAAGAAGAAGCCCGCGGCGGCGCCGGCGGGCUCGUUCUUCGGCGCGGUCAUGCGCGAGGCGUCGCACGGGUAGUGCGCGCCGACUUCUUCUCUACUCUAAGUUUGUUUCAUGGUU